AUGCACUCUUCACGACGUAGUGGCCCGGUUACCGAUUUACACAAUGCUCAUACAGUUUCAACGUUGAUGAGAGCGAUGACGACAUCAAAUUUAUCGCCACAACGUUCUCAUCGUCAUUCAUCUCGAUCAAAAAUAACUUUCGAUGGAACAUAUCCAGUUCGUUCAUCUAGUAUUCAUCAGAUCGAAAAUCGUGAUCGAGAUUAUGAACGACAUCAUCGUACAUUUGAUAAUGUUCGUUCAGCUGAUAUACUUUCACUUGAAAUUAAAUUGAAAAGUAAUGAGAAGGUCAUUGCUCAUCAAAAUGCACAAAUUGAAUUUUUACAUGAAACAAAUCGUACAUUAGAAAGACAACUUCAAGAAUUAACUGAUCUUAAACGUGAUUUAUCAAAUAAACAAUUUGAAGAACGUCUAAAAAAUGAUGAUCUUCUUCGAGAUCUUCAAGAUAUUGAUCGUCUUGCACGAAAAGUUCAAGCAGAUAAACAAUAUACUGUUGAUGCAGCUGAUAGAGAAUUAACUGAAGCUAAAAUGGAAAUUGAACAAAAUCAUCGUGAAAUGCAAACACUUGAUACUAGAGUUGCUCAUUUAACAACAGAAAAAAAGAGUUUAAUUGACGAUCUUGAAACAAUGAAAAGUCAAUAUACUGAAUGUAAUAAUGAACUUCUUCGUCUACAAGAUAUUGUCGAUCGUUUACAAUCUGACAAAGGUAAACUUAGUCGACGUGUUUCAAAACUUGUUCAUAACGAAAAAGAUUUACUACAAGAAUUACAAAGAUCUCGUCGUACAACAAAAGCUCCAACUCCAUCCGUAACUGGUGGAUCAUUAUCAAAAAAACUUUCACUACCAGCUCGACUUGAUAUACAUUUAAAAAAUACCGAAGACGAACGUGAUAUGUAUAAAAAUGAAGUAGAAAUUCUUCAAAAAUUACUUAAUGAUCGUUCUCGUUGUGCAUCAUCAUCAUCACCAUCACGUUUAAGAGGUCGAUCAUUAUCUCCAACAGCUGCUAUACGUUCAGCAGUUCGACGUGAUAUGGCAACAUCACCAGUUAUGCAAUUUGUAAAACGAUCAGCAAGUAGUUCAAGUGCAUCACCUACACGUUGUACUGUAUGUGGAAUAAAUCGACAUAAAUUAUCGCCAACAAAAGAUAAUAAUUCAUAUGAAAGUCAAUUGAGAAGUCUUGAAGAAGAACGAGAUCGUUUUCGACGAGAACUUCAUAAACAUAAACGAUCAUCAAAAGACAAAGAUUCUAAUGAACCUCAAUUAUCUAAAGUUCUACGAGAAAAAGAAGACUUACAAUUAUUAUUAAACAAAUUUGAACGGCAUAUGGCUGAAAUUCAAGGUAAUAUAAAGGUGCUCACGAAUGAACGAGAUAAUAUAAAUAUGCUUUAUGAACAAGCUAAAGAAGAAUUACAAAAAUCUCGUCAUGAACUUUUACAAAAUAUUCAGACCCCUAAAGUUUCCAUAGCUGCUCAAUCAAUUUUACGUAAAGUUGAAAGCGAACGUGAUUCAGCUAUUGUUGAAGCACGAACAGCAGGUACUGAACGAGAUUCUUUACGUGAACGUCUACGAAUUACAACCGAUACUGGAUUAACUGAACGAGCACGAAAUGAACAACGUAUUGAAGAUCUUGAAAUUGAUAUACGAAAACUUGAAAAUGAUCGUGAAGAAAUUCUUCGAGAAAAUCAUUUAUUACGUGAACAAAUUCGAGAUUUAACAAAUAAACUUGAUGAACGAUCUUUUACAAUAUCACAAUUAAAUCAAGAAUUAGAUGAUCAAAAAAAUGCAUCAGCACAAUUAAGAUAUUUAUCGGAAGAAGCUGAACGUCUUGUACAAGAAAAUCAACGACAAUUAAAUUUAAAAAAAGAUGAACUUCGUACUCAUGAAGAUAAAAUCAAUAGACUUGAAAAGAAAAUUUAUGAAUUACAAGAAACAAAUAAAGCAGUGAAAGAUGAUUUUCAUAUUGUACGUCAAACUGUUCAGACACUUGAUAAAGAAAAAGAACGUUUAUGUAAUGUAAUUGAUUUAAAAUCUGAAGAAAAUCAACGUUUGACACAAGAACUUAACUCAAAAAUACGUCGAAUUGAAGAACUUAAUAGAAUAGUCGCUGAAUUAGAAGUUGAAUUAGAUCGUUCAAAUGAUGAUACGAAACAAAAAUUAAAAGAACUUUCAAAUAUGAGAAUACAAUUUGAUAGAAAUCUUGAAGAAUUAAAUGAUUAUCGACGUAAAUUUGAUAUUGGUUCAAGAGAUAACAAACAUUUACAAGAUGAUUUAUCAAGUCUUAGACGAGAAAAUCAAACACUUCAUCAGGAACUUGAACAUGCAAUUGAUGAUAAAGAAAAUCUCAAAUUACAAGUACAAGAGUAUAUCAAACAAGUAUCAAGUUGUGAAAGUAUUAUCACACAAAAGGAAAAUGAUCGUGCAGCUUUAAUUGAACAAUAUCGUGAAGCUAGUACUGAAUUAAGUCGAGCAAAAAUGACAUUAACUGACAUCGAAUCACGUGCUAAUGAUCUUAAACAAGAAGUACAAAUAAAAUCAACUGAUGUUAAACGAUUAUUAGACCGUAUUGAUUCUCUUGAACGAGAUGUUCAUCAUCAUGCAUCUGUUAGUCAAGAAUAUGAAAUUCAAUUAUCAAAUAUGACACGUUCAACACAACGUAAUGAAGAAAUAAUAAAAAAAUUACAAUCCGAUAAACAAAAUUUACUAAAUGAAUUAACUAAUAGUCGAGACCAUAAUUCAUCAAUUGAAAGUAAAAGAGAACAAAUUAUACGACAAUUAACAUCAACUGAACAUGAAAAUGAUCAAUUACAAGCAGCUAAUAGUGAUAUGAAUGCUGAAAUUGAUAUGUUACGUACACAAAUAAGUAAUGAAAAAGCUGUUGUACAAAGUUUAGAAGAACUUAUUAAUUCAUUACGUGAAAAAGAAUUUCAAGCACAAAUACAUGUGAAAGAAAGAGAUUCAGAAUUACAUGUAGCAAAAGAUCGUGCUAGUAUCAAUGAACUUAAAGUACAUACUCAAAGUAAAGAAAUAGCUGCGUUACGAACACAAAUUAUUGGAAUAGAAUCCGAUAAUAAAAGAUUGAAACAUUUAUUAACAAAUGAAAGACAUGAAAAAGAUAUGGCAACUCAAGAUUUAAGAAAACUAACUGAUCUUACAUCACAUAUCGAUUAUGAGUCUCGACAUCGUAGUACAUCACCUAGAAUAACAGCAUCUGCUUCAAAUACAAGUAUUCACCGAUCACCUGGAAGAAGUUAUUCCCCACAUUCUGAUUCCUCUCCAACAAAAAUCUCCAUCUCACUCAAAGUUACUGAGGUUGACGAUAAUUGUGAAACUAAUCCUGACACUGAAGGUAAAUAUUAA
This is a messenger RNA of Adineta steineri, 3354 nucleotides long. NCBI's taxonomy places the organism in Eukaryota, Metazoa, Rotifera, Eurotatoria, Adinetida, Adinetidae. The record is from the annotation of a GenBank genome assembly.